AUGAGAUUGGAAAUUAAGCUUUUUGCUCGUUCGGAUCGUGUAAAAUGUGUAGAUUUCCAUCCAACAGAACCUUGGUUACUUGCAAGUUUGUACAAUGGAACCGUUUAUAUAUGGAACUAUGAAACACAAGCUUUAGUGAAAACUUUUGAGGUAACAGAUGUACCAGUUAGAGCAGCGAAGUUUAUUUCUCGUAAAAAUUGGUUGAUCACUGGUUCAGAUGAUAUGCAAGUACGAGUCUUUAAUUAUAAUACACAUGAAAAAGUUACAACAAUUGAAGCACAUCCGGAUUAUAUUAGAUGUAUUGCAAUACAUCCUACACAACCUUUUGUUUUGACAGGGUCAGAUGAUAUGACUGUCAAGCUAUGGGAUUGGGAAAAAGGAUGGAAAUGUAUUCAGAUAUUUGAAGGUCACACACAUUAUGUGAUGAAUAUUAAUUUCAACCCAAAAGAUUCAAAUACUUUUGCAUCUGCGUGUUUAGAUCGAACUAUUAAAGUUUGGUCUCUUGGUUCUGCUGUAGCAAACUUUACACUCGAAGGCCAUGAAAAAGGAGUGAAUUGGGUAGAUUAUUAUCAUGGUGGUGAAAAACCAUAUCUUGUAUCAGCAGCUGAUGAUAAACUUGUUAAAAUUUGGGAUUAUCAAAAUAAAUCAUGUGUUCAAACUCUUGAAGGACAUACACAAAAUGCUGCAUUUGCUUGUUUUCAUCCAGAACUACCGAUAAUUAUAUCUGGUAGUGAGGAUGGUACGGUCAAGAUUUGGCAUUCAAAUACUUAUCGCUUGGAAAACACAUUAAAUUAUGGAUUGGAACGUGUAUGGACAGUCGCUUAUCAAAAAGGAAAUAACAGUGUUGCAUUUGGGUACGAUGAUGGUGCAGUUUGUAUUAAGCUUGGUCGUGAACAACCUGCAGUUAGUAUGGAUAAUUCAGGAAAAAUAAUUUGGGCUAAACAUAACGAAAUUCAAACUGCCAAUAUAAAGGCUGAUGAUAAUUUCAAAGACGGUGAACGUUUACCAUUACCAGUUAAAGAUUUAGGUAGUUGUGAAGUAUAUCCACAGACAUUACAACAUAGUCCUAAUGGAAGAUUUGUGGUGGUUUGUGGUGAUGGUGAAUAUAUUAUUUAUACCGCAUUGGCCUGGAGAAAUAAAGGUUUUGGAAAUGGAUUAGAAUUUGUAUGGGCAUUAGAUUCUAACGAAGAAUCAACUACCAAAAUCAAACUUUAUAAAAAUUUUAAGGAAAGACCAAAUGCGCUUAAGCUAAAUUUUUCAGCUGAAGGAAUAUUCGGUGGUACACUGUUGGGCGUUAAAAGUUCUUCUUUUUUAAAUUUGCAUGACUGGGAAACAGGAUUAUUAGUUCGAAGGAUUGCCAUAGUUUACUGGUCAGAUAUUGGUGAUCUUGUAACGAUAGCUUGUGAGGAUUCUUUUUAUGUUUUACGUUUUAAUCGUCAAGCAUAUCAACAAUUUAUAGAAGACGGUAAUGAGGUUGGUGAAGAAGGUGUUGAACAAGCUUUUGAACUGCUUAUAGAUAUCCAAGAGAGCAUUAAAACGGGUACAUGGGUCGGAGAUUGUUUUAUUUAUACUAAUACCAUUAAUCGUUUAAAUUACCUCGUUGGUGCUCAAACAUUUACAAUUAGUCAUUUUGAUACAAACAUGUAUUUACUGGGUUACAUUCCUAAGGACAAUCGUAUAUAUUUGGCUGACAAAGACGUUAAUGUUUAUAGUUAUUCUCUUUCGUUAGCCGUUAUUGAAUAUCAAACUGCCAUACUCAGAAACGAUCUUGAAACUGCAGAAUCUUUAUUUUCUUCUGUACCCAGUGAUCAAAUAAAUCGAAUUGCAAGAUUUUUGGAGAGUCAAGGUCUGAAAGAACUUGCACUUGAAGUUUCAGAUGAUAUGGAACACAAAUUCGAGCUCGCUGUACAGCUUAACAAACUUGAUAUAGCUGUUGAAAUUGCACGUGAAGUAGAUACUGAGACAAAAUGGAAAAUUGUUGGCGAUUCUGCUUUAAAUGCUUGGAAGUUCUCGCUGGCUGAAGAAUGCCUUAAGAAGGCUAAGGAUUUAAGUAGUUUAUUAUUGUUAUAUACUGCAUCCGGAAACUCUAAAGGCAUUAAAGAAUUAGCAGAAUCAGCGGCUGCUGAUGGAAAAAACAACGUAGCAUUUAUUUGUUAUUUACAACUUGGUCAAAUUGAAGAGUGUAUAGAUAUUCUAAUUGAGACAGAUCGUACUCCAGAAGCAGCAAUUCAAAUUUCGAGAGUGGUGAAAUUAUGGAAAGAAAGUCUUGAAAAACAAAACAAAAAAAAGGCAGCAGAGGCUUUAGCUGAUCCAGCCGAUUACGAAAACUUAUUUGCAGAUUUUAAACAUGCAUUGAUUGCUGAAGAACUUUCAAAAAAAGCACGUAGUAAUGUUAUUCCUGCUGCUGCAUAUUUAGAAAACAAAGAAACUCAAGUGAAUGAUAUCAUUUCUGAUAUAAAGGAAAAAUACCCUGAUGGAGUAAUGCCACCUAAUUUAUCAUCUCCAAUUCAUACAAGGCUAGUGAAUAGCAUUGUAAGAAGAAUUAACAUAAACGGCGAACUUGAUGAUGAUGUUUUAUCUUCAGUUGCCUCUGUAGAUGAUGAUAGAGAUAAUAUGAGUAUGUUAAGUAUGGAAGUUAAUACGACCGGAACAGGUUCAGUAAGGGGUGACGUCGAUGAAGAUGACACUGCUUCACUUGCUACAUCUGAACACGAUAUAUAA
Entrophospora sp. SA101 is the source of this 2721-nucleotide messenger RNA. Lineage: Eukaryota; Fungi; Glomeromycota; Glomeromycetes; Entrophosporales; Entrophosporaceae. The record is from the annotation of a GenBank genome assembly.